AUGGGCUCCAUAAGCAACCCCCCACAGCCUCUCAACAUCACCGUAGAAUUCACCGGUGGCCUCGAAUCCCUCUUCUCCAACAAGCGAAAACACACCCUCUCCGUCCCUGCCACAACAGCGGUAACCGGUGAACCGACAACCAUAUCCUCUCUCGUCCACCACCUGGUAGAGAACGUCAUGCAAGAUCAGCGAAGGGAGCUGUUUGUGCUUGAUGGGGCUAUACGGCCCGGCAUUCUCGUGCUGAUAAAUGAUGCGGACUGGGAAUUGGAAGGGGAAGAGAAGUAUCGGAUUCAGCAAGGGGAUAACAUAUUAUUCGUGUCUACGUUGCAUGGGGGAUAG
Messenger RNA from Paracoccidioides brasiliensis Pb18, 339 nucleotides. RefSeq lists its product as uncharacterized. Gene Ontology annotation, molecular function: protein tag activity. Gene Ontology annotation, cellular component: nucleus; cytoplasm. Gene Ontology annotation, biological process: protein urmylation; tRNA thio-modification. The transcript has 3 exons. Bases 1 to 339 code for a protein of 112 amino acids. The record is from RefSeq and is a predicted model, not a curated record.